GUUGCAGAAGAGAACGGUCCCAGUAUUGGAAAGCUUGGAGACUUUUUAAAGAAUCUGUUUAUGACUUUAGAAUAAGUUAUAUUUUAUAGCUUUGUCAAUAGAAGAAUAUGACACAUCUCGCAUGUAUUUUCAGUAGUACGUGUCAAUGUUGAGUAAGUGGAUUCUUAAGAAAAAUGAAAAAUAAUAACGUUAAGAGUCUGCAAAACCUCGUCGUGGGUCUGCUAUUCAUAACCCUAUGCACCGGGGUUCUGGAUUCGGAAGCAGCGGCUUGCCAUGGCUGUGGAACGGGAUCAAAGUGUGACUGCAGUGGAGUGAAAGGAUCGAAGGGGGAGAGAGGGUUUCCAGGACUACAGGGCCAACCAGGGGUACCGGGAUUUCCGGGGCCAGAGGGCCCUCUUGGGCCGAGGGGAGAGAAGGGCAACGACGGUCCUCCAGGACCAGCUGGGCCAAAAGGAAUCCGAGGUCCACCAGGACUUCCUGGCUUUCCCGGAACCCCAGGGAUUCCAGGUCUUCCAGGACAGGACGGGCCACCAGGUCCGAGGGGAACUCCAGGGUGUAAUGGGACAAAGGGUGAUCGUGGAUUUCCAGGAGGUCCUGGCCUUCCUGGAAUACAAGGGUUUACAGGUCCCCCCGGUCUACCAGGUCCUAAGGGCGACCCCGGUGAGGUCAUCUCAGCUGAUCGCUUUGGGCAGAAAGGAGAUCCUGGUUUACCAGGCCUCCCAGGGGUUCCUGGAAACCCAGGACAACAAGGCCUGUCUGGUCCAAUUGGGCCACCGGGUCCUCGCGGUUACGAGGGCCGUUCUGGGCCUCCUGGUCUCCCAGGACCCAAGGGUAACAUGGGUUUAAACUUCCAAGGACCUAAAGGAGAGAAGGGUGAACAGGGUCUUAAUGGACCCCCAGGGCCGCCAGGACUGAUUGGAGAACAGAAGAAGCCAACAGCCUCUGAGGUGCAGAGAGGAGAAAAGGGGGAUCAGGGACCUCCAGGACUGCCUGGUGAGCCGGGCACCCCCGGGCUUCCUGGUCCUUCUGGUGGUCCAAAAGGUUUAAAAGGAGAGCCCGGUGAACCAGGAAAAAGGGGGAAGCCAGGCAAAGAUGGAGACCCAGGUCCAGGAGGAUUCACGGGUCAGAAAGGAGAACCAGGUCAGCCAGGUCAUCCAGGUCGAGAUGGCGAGAGGGGUGACAAGGGAGAUCGUGGCUUCCCUGGACCUCCAGGGGCGGUGCUGAGUGGACCGAACUUCAACAGAGUGGGACCCAAAGGUGACAAGGGUUUCCCAGGGUACCCUGGGCACAAAGGAGACCGUGGCAUACCAGGUUUUACUGGACCUCCCGGACCACCAGGGAUACCAGGGGAGGGGUCUGUGGGUGUUCCUGGCCGGCCUGGUAUUCCUGGAGAAAGGGGACAGAAAGGAGAUGAGGGGUCACCAGGCGUCUCAUUACCCGGACCCCCAGGUAGGCCUGGACAACAAGGACUGUCUGGACCUCCUGGGCCCCCAGGACCCCCAGGACAUAGAAAUGAUGGUGAUAACUGCCUCCCAGGAGACCCAGGCUUGCCUGGGCUUCAAGGCGAACGUGGCUUCUCUGGAGAAUCAGGGCAGAAAGGUGAAAAGGGGGAGACCUGCAUAAACUGUUUCAAUGGGCCUCAUAUCCCUGGAGCUCCUGGCCCCCCUGGUCCCCCAGGUCCCCCAGGAACCCCUGGAUUCCAUGGGACCAAAGGUGAAAGAGGAUUCCCAGGAGGUGUUGGUCUGGUCGGGCCACCAGGUUUUCCCGGGCCUCAGGGUGCAUCCGGAAUCCCAGGUCAGAAAGGAGAACCAGGAGAUGCUAUCUCCAUUGGUGGCCUUAAGGGGGACAAGGGUGACACUGGGUUCCCUGGCGGGCCUGGCUUACCAGGACUGGAUGGAAAACCUGGAAGGGAUGGACCACAAGGCCCCCCUGGACCCAAAGGUUUUUCUGGUUCUCAGUUGGUUAAAGGUGAACGUGGAGCCCCAGGACAGCCAGGAAAUCCAGGUCUACCUGGCGACCAAGGUCCAGCCGGCCCACCAGGAUUUGGUCCUCAGGGUCCUCCAGGAGAAAAAGGUCUUCAGGGCGUGUCAGGCCGACCAGGGGGUCCAGGUGCACCAGGCCAGAAAGGUGAAUCAGGUCAAACUUUGUCAGAGAAGGGGGCUCCUGGUCCAAGAGGAUCCCCUGGAGAUCCAGGUCUGCCAGGAGGUCCAGGUUCUCCAGGUCAGCCCGGACAGCCUGGUUUCCCAGGGUUGCCAGGGACAAAAGGUGACUCAGGACUCCCUGGCAUUGGCUUACCAGGCCCUCCUGGAGCCAAAGGUUUCCCUGGGGCACCUGGCCCGAGUGGGAUUCCUGGUGGUCCAGGUCGUCCUGGUGUGGAUGGGCUGCCCGGUCAGUCAGGCGGCCCAGGGCCCAAGGGGGAGCCUGGCUAUGGUUUACCAGGACCCCAGGGGCCUCCAGGAUUUCCAGGUACUAAAGGACUUCCUGGGAUAAAGGGCAAUUCUGGAUUCCCUGGGACCCCUGGCCAGCCUGGGAGAUCAGGUUUUGACGGAGGACCAGGCCAAAAAGGUGAUUCUGGUCUUCCUGGCUCCCCUGGAGCUCGUGGCCCUCCAGGUACUCCUGCAUAUGGCCAUCCAGGGCCCCCAGGCCUUCCUGGUGCGCAAGGGCCUAUGGGUCCUACUGGAUUCCCUGGUGUGAAUGGGGAGAAGGGUGACCCUGGACACCCAGGACUGGACAUCCCGGGGCCCCCCGGAGACAGAGGAAACCCCGGCUUCCCUGGAUCACCUGGAGCCAUGGGCCCUGCUGGCUCCCCUGGCACAUCAGGCAGAGAUGGGUCACCUGGACAGCCCGGUUCAAAGGGGGAUAUGGGAAUCAUGGGAACCCCUGGACCUGUUGGACACCCUGGUGGCCCUGGUACACCUGGAUUCCCUGGACCGAAAGGUGAUGACGGCUUCCCUGGACGGCCAGGGGGUCCAGGUGGUCCCGGGUUGAAAGGAGACAGGGGUGACCCCGGUAUCCCUGGCCCACCAGGCCCGAGCAUUCCCCCUGCAGAGCUGAAGGGAACGAAGGGAGACCCAGGUCCCCCAGGCUUGGAAGGUCUGCCAGGACAGAAGGGCAUUGCUGGACUCUCUGGAGAACCUGGUUCCCCUGGGCAUGAUGGGCGACCUGGUCAGCCAGGACCUCCAGGUCCAAAAGGAGACCCUGGGCUAUCCGGUCAGCCAGGUGCCCCUGGAAUAUCAGGGCCGAAGGGCAACAUGGGAGAGAUGGGAUUCCCAGGACCCUCUGGAGUGAAAGGAAAUCCAGGGCAGCCCGGCCGAUCUGGAGGACCUGGCUCGCCAGGUACCCCUGGGAUUCCAGGUGGAAAGGGUGACCCUGGUAUAGGAGGAAUUGGAGUGCCAGGAAGCCCUGGUCAUAAGGGUGACCCAGGUCUUCCUGGAACCCCUGGAAACCCUGGACCCAAAGGCCAGCCAGGUACACCAGGCCUGCCCGGUACACCAGGCCACCAAGGACUGAAGGGUGAAUCAGGACUCCCAGGAUUCCAAGGCCCACCGGGUAUUCCUGGUCCCAAGGGUCUGGAUGGAAGCCCAGGAGCUCCAGGGCUCAUUGGCCCCUCUGGCCGACCUGGAGACCCGGGCCGUGUUGGGUCCCCUGGACAGCCAGGAGACAAAGGCCAGGCAGGCCGAGACGGCAUCCCCGGCCCCGCUGGGGUGAAGGGAGACCCAGGACUGCCUGGCUUCGGCCCCCCUGGGAACCCAGGUCUUCCAGGAUUACCAGGUCCAAAGGGAGACUUGGGUCUUCCUGGUCUCCCUGGUAGCCCUGGCUUCCCUGGAUCUAAGGGAGAUCAGGGAUUCCCUGGCUUGACUGGAUCCCCUGGUAGUAUUGGGCCCCCAGGUCCCCCUGGACUACCCCAACACGGGCCCAAAGGUAACCUAGGGCCCCCAGGCCCUCCAGGAAGAGGCGGUCCUCCGGGCCCAGAGGGACCCCGUGGCCCCCCUGGCACUGGAGGGACGAAGGGGGAUAAGGGGCUGCCUGGCAUUCCUGGUCAGCCUGGUCUGGCUGGACAAAAGGGCGACCGUGGAUCCCCUGGUUUUUCAGGCCCCCCUGGCAUUCCUGGGGCUCAUGGAUUGAAAGGAGACAUCGGACUGCCUGGAGUGCCAGGCUUCCCAGGACCGAAGGGGCAGGCUGGCACGCCUGGCUCAAGUGGCCUUCCUGGAGAUCAAGGAGACUCAGGUCCCCCAGGAGCCCCUGGUGACCCCGGUGUGGCCCCGUCCCCUAUUGUACUGAAAGGGGAUCAAGGGCCACCAGGGUCCCCAGGCCGGCCAGGCGGGCGUGGCCCCGCUGGUCCCCCAGGAUUGGAAGGGCUCCCAGGUCAGCCAGGAAGUCCAGGAGAUUCAGGCCAAGAGGGUCCACCAGGAUUCAGUGGCCCCAGCGGACGAAAAGGAGACACAGGGCCUUCUGGACAACCAGGUCAGCGUGGGUAUCCAGGACCCCCGGGAUCCGACGGGCCCCAGGGGCUUCCUGGCACACCUGGGACGUCCUCAGUGGCCCAUGGCUUCCUCAUCACGCGCCACAGUCAGUCCACGGAGGUGCCUUUCUGUCCCGUCGGCACAGGCCUGAUCUACGACGGCUACUCCCUGCUGUACGUGCAGGGCAAUGAGAGGGCUCACGGCCAGGACUUGGGCACGGCGGGCAGCUGUCUGCGCAGAUUCAGCACCAUGCCCUUCAUGUUCUGCAACAUCAACAAUGUCUGCAACUUCGCCUCGCGUAAUGACUACUCCUACUGGCUGUCCACACCCCAGGCCAUGCCCAUGAGCAUGGCGCCCAUCACCGGAGAGAACAUCAAGCCUUUCAUCAGCAGAUGUGCUGUCUGUGAAGCCCCUGCCAUGGUGAUUGCAGUCCACAGCCAGACCAUCCAGCUUCCCUCCUGCCCACAGAACUGGGACCCGCUGUGGAUUGGCUAUUCCUUCAUGAUGCACACUAGCGCUGGGGCAGAGGGCUCAGGGCAGGCCUUGGCCUCCCCUGGAUCCUGCCUGGAGGAGUUCCGCUCUGCCCCCUUCAUCGAGUGCCACGGCCGGGGCACCUGCAACUACUACGGCAACUCCUACAGCUUCUGGCUGGCCACAGUGGACUUCUCUGAAAUGUUCAGGAAGCCCCAGGCGGAGACGCUCAAGGCAGGGAACUUGCGAACGCGCGUGAGUCGCUGCGUGGUGUGUAUGAAGAAGACGUAACGGAGCGGAAAUCCUGUCGCCAGGGACGAAAACCGCAAAGAUCGAUGGUGAUGAAAGUGUCAACAGCAGGUGGAAUUCCAAUGGUGCAUUUUUUCCCGUAAAAACAGACAAAAAAAAACAAAAAAACUCAAUGGUGCUACUGUGCAACACAGCAAAACUGAAAAAGAAAAACCAACCGAUUCAUUCUUUUUAAAGAAGUACCUCAAAGAGAAUCGAUAAACCACAAAAGGUGGCAUGGCAGAUGUGUGACAAAAGUGCAUUUUAUUUUUCUCUUUCUGAGAGAAGUUUUUUUUCCUCUAGAAUAUUCCUUUCUUUUCACGUUUUGAUGUUGGUUCACAUUUUGAGAAAGAAGUGCGCUUUUUUUAAGGAAUGGAAUUGUCUCCAUGUUACCAAAUCGGCACUUUGACUUCUGAACAUCACAGAGAGGAGAUGCACUGAAGAGCUUCUUAGUGAGACUGCAUUUUUUUAUCCUUUCAAUUAGACUUUCCGUCACUUGAUUUCUCAUGGUGGUACUAACACUGCUGUAUCCAAGACUCUUAACUAUAGGCCUUUUUUCUGUUUUGUAAGUAAUAAAAUGUGUAUAUUGUGUAAAACACCUUUUUAGUGUAAAACAUAAAACGGUACUCUACUAUGAAUUGCUGGGUUCUGUUGGUUCACUCACUCACUCACACACACACUCACAACCCUACUUACAUACCCACUCACUCGUAUUGUACAAAGUAAGCUUUCUAUGAAUGAAACAGUAUUUUAUAUAUAUAUAAAGUAUAUAUAUAUAUAUAUAUAUUAAAAAGGAUACAUUUUUAUAAACUUUAUUUGGCUGUGGGAGGUUUUUCAUAAUUUUUACUCACCGUAAUAUAACAUUUUACAAACUACUGAAUUUUAUGUUGAAUUAAGCAGGUUCCCUUGUCAAAGACUUGUGAUGUUGUACAAAAUAAUUAGAUUUGAUCUGGAAUUUAGAAUAUUUUAUUACAUUUUGCCAAUGUGAUUUUUCAAGGCUAUUGGUCUCUCUUAAAUGGAAACAUAGGCAGCCAUAAAAUAAACCCAUGAAUGUUAUAUUUACGUUUUGCCUCCACUGGUCUUGCUAACCAUAUAUCUGUUCACAGUAUGUAUACACAGUAUGUAUGCUGAGCAGGACCACAAAAAGCAAAUAAAUUCCUAUGAAAAUGCAUGGCCUUUUGUCAAAUCCAGCUGCCAAAGGGUCAUCUAUGUGUAUUAAUUUUAAAAUCUGUUGUUUUUUUCAUGUUUAUUAUCCAGAAGUUGUCAUCAACUUUAAAGACUGAAAUAAAGAAAUAUAAAGUUA
This is a messenger RNA of Conger conger (European conger), 6525 nucleotides long. It is a transcript of the gene col4a5, whose product is annotated as collagen, type IV, alpha 5 (Alport syndrome). The transcript is spliced from 50 exons. The coding region runs from base 174 to 5225 and encodes 1683 amino acids. Gene Ontology annotation, cellular component: basement membrane; collagen trimer. The record is from RefSeq and is a predicted model, not a curated record. Gene Ontology annotation, molecular function: extracellular matrix structural constituent. Lineage: Eukaryota; Metazoa; Chordata; Actinopteri; Anguilliformes; Congridae.